UGUUGGUGUCUGUGUGAGACGCGCGUUGGCUGCGAUGCCCGAGCCGGCCAAGUCCGCCCCUGCGCCCAAGAAGGGCUCCAAGAAAGCCGUCACUAAGACGCAGAAGAAGGGCGACAAGAAGCGCAAGAAGAGCCGCAAGGAGAGCUACUCGAUCUACGUGUACAAGGUGCUGAAGCAGGUGCAUCCCGACACGGGCAUCUCGUCCAAGGCCAUGGGCAUCAUGAACUCCUUCGUCAACGACAUCUUCGAGCGCAUCGCCGGCGAGGCCUCGCGCCUGGCGCACUACAACAAGCGCUCCACCAUCACCUCGCGGGAGAUCCAGACGGCCGUGCGGCUCCUGCUGCCCGGCGAGCUGGCCAAGCACGCCGUCUCCGAGGGCACCAAGGCUGUUACCAAGUACACCAGCUCCAAGUAAGCUGCCUCUGUGCCCUGUGCCGCACCUGCUCGACCCAAAGGCUCUUUUAAGAGCCACCCACCUUUUCAGUAAAA
Leptosomus discolor (cuckoo roller) is the source of this 489-nucleotide messenger RNA. RefSeq names its product histone H2B 1/2/3/4/6. Gene Ontology annotation, cellular component: nucleosome. The record is from RefSeq and is a predicted model, not a curated record. Gene Ontology annotation, molecular function: DNA binding; protein heterodimerization activity; structural constituent of chromatin. Lineage: Eukaryota; Metazoa; Chordata; Aves; Leptosomiformes; Leptosomidae.